Boleophthalmus pectinirostris (great blue-spotted mudskipper) is the source of this 1008-nucleotide messenger RNA. RefSeq names its product 3-hydroxymethyl-3-methylglutaryl-CoA lyase-like 1 (gene hmgcll1). The record is from RefSeq and is a predicted model, not a curated record. Gene Ontology annotation, molecular function: hydroxymethylglutaryl-CoA lyase activity. Gene Ontology annotation, biological process: ketone body biosynthetic process; L-leucine catabolic process. NCBI's taxonomy places the organism in Eukaryota, Metazoa, Chordata, Actinopteri, Gobiiformes, Gobiidae.
AUGGGUAACGUGCCCAGUACAGUAAAGCACUGUCUAAGCUCCGAACAACUGCUACAGGAUUACCCAUGGCUGAGGAGCUGGCUACUGGAAAAGAAGAACACAACCACACAAGGAUUUCCUGAACAUGUGAAAAUUGUGGAGGUUGGUCCAAGAGAUGGACUUCAAAAUGAAACAGAAAUUGUUCCAACUGAGGUUAAAAUCCAGCUGAUAGACAUGCUCUCCGGAACAGGGCUGUCAGUGAUUGAGGCCACAAGCUUUGUCUCUUCAAAGUGGGUACCACAGAUGGCCGACCACACUGAGGUACUAAGGGGAAUCCAGAGAGCUCGUCAUGUCCGCUACCCAGUUUUAACACCAAACCUACAAGGAUUUCAAGAUGCUGUUGAUGCUGGUGCCACUGAAGUAGCUGUAUUUGGCUCGGCAUCAGAAAGCUUUACAAAAAAUAUAAACUGCUCUAUUGAUGAAAGCAUGGUGAGAUUUGAGGAAGUAAUUAACAGUGCUCUGGAGAAGCAUAUCCCAGUCAGAGGAUAUGUGUCUUGUGUUCUCGGAUGCCCCCAUGAGGGAUACAUUGAUCCUGCUAAAGCUGCUGAGGUAGCAAGGCGCCUGUAUGAUCUGGGCUGCUAUGAGAUCUCCCUGGGCGACACCAUCGGCGUGGGGACUCCAGGCUGCAUGUCUAAGAUGCUCCAGAGCGUGAUCAAAGAAGUGCCUCCACAGGCUUUAGCAGUCCACUGCCAUGACACUUACGGGCAAGCACUGGCCAACAUCCUCACUGCACUACAGAUGGGGGUGAGUGUGGUGGACUCGGCAGUGGCUGGUCUGGGAGGGUGCCCGUAUGCUCAGGGUUCAUCUGGAAAUGUCUCAACAGAGGAUGUUCUCUACAUGCUCCACGGCAUGGGCAUUGAAACAGGAGUGAGUCUUCCUAAGGUGGUCGAGGUUGGUGAAUUCAUCUGCACCGCUUUGCAUCGCCAAACAAACUCAAAGGUUGCCCGAGCCCAGUCUAGGAAGUUGUGA